AUGGAAAACUCAGACGAAAGAAACGAACAACUUCCCUUCUCUCCAAACCCUAAGAAUGCCAACGACGACGAAAUCGACGAACAAGAAGACGAAGAGGAAGAGGAAGAGGAAGAAGAUGACGGCGACGACGACGACGACGACGUCGUUUCGCACGAGCCUUAUAAUCGGAACGACCGAUCCUCAUUGUCGAGUUUGCGCGAGCAGCGUUCGAAGCUACAAACCCUCUCCCGGCGAUUGGCUUCCGAGCUGGUCCCUAUCCGCGUCCACGACGUGCUGAUUCGAGGCAACACGAAGACCAAGGAUUGGGUGAUUGAGGCGGAGCUCAAGCUUCUCCAGGACGCCUCCACCGUGCAGGAGCUCAUUCGCGCCUCCGAAAUCGCCCUCACCAGGCUCCAGAGCCUAGAGAUUUUCGAGUCCACCGAGCUCACGCUCCAGGCCGGGCCGCCGGAGCUUCCUCAUACUGCCAAUGUCGUCGUCGACGUCGUCGAGACCGCCAACAAAGUCUCCGGUGAAUUCGGCGUUUACACCAAACCCUCGACGAGUUCUUGGACUGCUGAAGGGGGUCUUAAAUACAAAAACUUGUUAGGUUAUGGUGAUCUAUGGGAUGCCUCUUUGGCCUAUGGUGGCAACCAAGCAACAGAGGUGAGUGUAGGAGUGUUUGCUCCUAGACUGAAAGGGUUGUUAACUCCUCUUCUAGCACGUCUUUCCAUGCUUUCCCAAGAUUGGCAAGAGUUUUCUUCCUACAAAGAGCAGUUGUUAGGAUUGUCUCUUGGCUUAAUCUCAACAAGGCAUCAUGACUUAGUCUACACUCUUGGAUGGCGUACCUUAACCGAUCCAUCACAAAUGUCAUCCAGGUCUAUAAGGAGGCAGCUUGGGCAUGGUUUAUUAUCAUCUCUGAAGUAUACAUUUAAAAUUGACAGGAGAAACUCACCUAUUAGGCCUACAAAUGGAUAUGCUUUUCUUUCCACUACUCACUUUGGUGGCCUUACACCAGAUCAUCGGAGCUUGCGAUUUCUACGCCAGGAAUUUGAUGUUCGCUGUGCCAUCCCCUUUGGGUUUUAUAACACAGCUCUUAACCUUGGGAUUUCUGCUGGUGCUGUUUUUCCAUGGGGGCAUGACUUCAUGAACAAGUCAUCUCCGCUUCCUGAAAGGUUUUAUUUGGGUGGUGAUUUCUCUCCAGUUUGCACCCUAGGUGGACCAAUAACAUUGUGGGGAUUUAAAACUAGGGGAUUAGGUCCUACUGAACCACGAAGGAGAACUAGAGAUGGAAUUAUUGAUGACAAUGAUGAUUCCUCUAGAUGGGACUUCAUUGGAGGAGAUCUUGCUGUUACGGCAUUUGCAGACCUGUCUUUUGAUCUUCCAAUUAGGUGGUUGAGAAAUCAUGGAAUCCAUGGUCAUGUUUUUGCUGGUGCUGGGAAUACUGCAAAAUUGACUCAGAAUGAAUAUAAGCGCUUUUCACCUCGGAAGUUCUUAGAUUCCUUUCGGACUUCAGUUGGAUGUGGAUUUGUUGUUCCUACUAAACUUUUUCGCCUAGAGGGUAACUUCUACUACGUACUCAAGCAGAGUGAACAUGAUCGUGGGAAGACUGGUUUUAGGUUCAGCUUCUCAGCUCCUUCUUAG
Molecule: messenger RNA, 1620 nt
Organism: Sphenostylis stenocarpa
Lineage: Eukaryota; Viridiplantae; Streptophyta; Magnoliopsida; Fabales; Fabaceae
Source: the annotation of a GenBank genome assembly